Molecule: messenger RNA, 6915 nt
Organism: Argentina anserina (silverweed cinquefoil)
Lineage: Eukaryota; Viridiplantae; Streptophyta; Magnoliopsida; Rosales; Rosaceae
Product: E3 ubiquitin-protein ligase PRT6
Exons: 15
Coding region: 159-6407 (2082 amino acids)
Biological process (GO): ubiquitin-dependent protein catabolic process via the N-end rule pathway; protein ubiquitination
Cellular component (GO): ubiquitin ligase complex; cytoplasm
Molecular function (GO): zinc ion binding; ubiquitin protein ligase activity
Source: RefSeq, a predicted model, not a curated record
AGACAGACCUUGUGAUAUAUCACCCAUCUUCAUCUUCCUCUCUGAGUCGGUUUAGCCCUGAAUUUCUUAGGGUUUAAAUGCACCUCCCUGUCCUCUUUUCUGGGCUUCAGAGUUGAACCUCUCAGUGUCCUCCUCUUCCCUGUUGCCCCUGAUUUCUUAUGGCUUCCAUGGAUAUCGAUUCCCCUUCUGAAUCUACUCCUCGUGAUCGAAUCCUUCAGAGGCUUGCUCUACUGGGAGUGCCUCAGAAUCUGCUGAAUCUGCAGCAGCAUGGUUUAGUUUAUUUUGUUAAGAAUAAUAAGCAAUUGUUGCCCCAAGUGGUUUCGGCUAUCUUGCCUCCUGAUGAGGAGGUGGCUGAAAUGCUCCGCGAGCCUAGACCUGGGUCGAAGAAGCAAUCCGCCGGUAUAACUAUGAAAGUUCAGUUCCGGGAGAGCAUGUUGUGGCUCAAGUGGUUGAUGUUUGAGGGUGAACCUAGCCUGGCUAUGAAGAGCCUGUCGAAGAUGAGUGUUGGGCAGCGCGGUAUUUGUGGAGCUGUUUGGGGACAUAAUGAUAUAGCGUUUAGGUGCAAGACAUGUGAACAUGAUCCCACCUGUGCAAUUUGUGUUCCGUGUUUUAAGAAUGGGAACCACAAGGAUCAUGAUUACUCGAUUAUAUAUACCGGUGGUGGCUGUUGUGAUUGUGGUGAUGUUACAGCGUGGAAACGCCAAGGCUUUUGCUCAAAGCAUAAGGGUGCAGAACAGAUACAACCCCUUCCGGAGGAGUUUGCAAUUAUGGUGGGGCCUGUUCUUAACGGCCUCUUUGCCUCUUGGAAGUGCAAGCUACUUCUUUCUGAAAAUGCUGGCAAGGAAAACCCUAGUGGAUCUGACCUUAUUGCAGGGUGCAAGAAGGUUGCAAAUGAGCUGACCUAUUUUGUGGUUGAGAUGCUUCUGGACUUUUGCAAGUGCAGUGAGAGUUUGCUAAGCUUUGUAUCCAGAAUAAUUUUAUCUUCAGCUGACUUUUUGGGGAUUUUGGUUCGGGCAGAGAGGUUUGUGAGUGAUUCUGCUGUGAAGAAGCUCCAUGAGUUGCUCCUGAAAUUGAUGGGGGAGCCUGUUUUCAAAUAUGAGUUUGCUAAAGUGUUUCUUAAUUAUUACCCAACUGUUGUCAGUGAAGCCAUAAAGGAGUACAAUGACCUUACUUUGAAAAAGUAUCCGCUGCUCUCUGUAUUCUCUGUGCAAAUUCUGACUGUGCCAACUUUAACACCCCGUCUUGUGAAAGAAAUGAACCUACUGUCGAUGCUGUUAGGAUGUUUGGAAGAUAUUUUCAAUUUCUGUGUUGGUGAAGAUGGCCGUUUACAGGUUACCAAGUGGUCAAAUUUGUACAAUGUCACCAUUCGUGUGAUUGAAGAUUUUCGGUUUGUUAUGAGUCAUGCUGUAGUGCCAAAAUAUGUAACUCACAAGCAGCAAGAAAUUUCGAGAACUUGGAUGAGACUCUCAGCUUUUGUGCAAGGGAUGAACCCACAAAAGAGGGAACCAGGCCUCCAUAUCGAAGAAGAGAAUGACCAUAUGCAUCUGCCUUUCGUUCUGGGUCAUUCAAUUGCCAAUCUUCAUUCUUUGUUGGUAGAUGGAGCAUUUUCUGUUGCAAGUGACCAGACAGAAGAAGGUUUAUUUCUCGACACAAGUAAGCAAGAUAUAGAUGACAAGGAUUCCCUAAGACAUGCUAAAAUUGGACGGCUGUCACAGGAAAGUUCUGCUUGUGCUGCAGUGGGGAGUAGUUCAUCUGCAUUGUCAUUGACGUUUCCUGAAGAUAAACUAAAUGCUCUUGCAUAUGCUUCGGUACCAUCAUCUGUGUUGUGGUUAACAUGUGAGUGUUUGAGGGCUAUUGAGAAUUGGCUGGGAGCUGAUAACACCUCCAGUGCAAUUCAUGAUGAUUCAUCUUCAAAUACAAGCAAUUUCUCUGGGAGCAAUUUUUCUGUAUUUAAGAGAACAUUAUCCAAAAUUAGGAAAGGCAAAAUCAUUUUUGGUAGAUUUACCAGUUCAAGUGAAGACCAUGGAAAGCAGAGUCCAUCACAUUUACAUGGUAGUUCUGAUAUGAGUGCUGACAUCCAGAAUGGUAAAAUUUCAUGGCAGGGAAACAAAGUAUUGGUUGUGGACGAAACUGAUUUAGCUAAUCCCUGUAAUUUGUCAGGAUCUGGUGAUAGUGCAAUGGAAAUAGAUGGUCCCAUGGAAUUAGAUGCUGUACGCUUACUGAGUUCAUCUGACUGGCCAGAGAUAACAUAUGAUGUUAGUUUGCAGGACAUAUCUGUUCACAUUCCCUUACAUCGUUUACUAGCAUUGCUUAUGCAGAGAUCAUUAAGAAGGUGUUUUGGCGAAGAGCCAGAUUCUGUUAUAGCUACUGCUGCAAUGAAAUCAUCAGCUAUUUCAACCGACUUCUUUGGAAAUAUUCUAGGAGGCUGCCACCCAUGUGGGUUUUCUGCCUCUGUUAUGGAGCAUCCCCUUCGCAUAAGAGUAUUUUGUGCUCAGGUUCAUGCUGGAAUGUGGCGGAAAAAUGGGGAUGCUGCCCCAUUAACUUGCGAGUGGUAUCGUUCAGAUCGCUGGUCGGAACAGUUUGUGGAGCUUGAUCUAUUUCUGCUUCAGUGUUGUGCUGCCUUGGCUCCAGCUGAUCUUUAUAUCAAGAGAAUUGUAGAACGCUUUGGCCUGUCUAGCUACCUUUCUCUGAAACUUGAGCGCUCUAGUGAAUAUGAACCAGUUCUAGUGCAGGAAAUGCUCACUCUUAUUAUUCAAAUAAUCAAAGAGAGGCGAUUCUGUGGGUUAACCAAAGCUGAAAGUGUGAAAAGAGAAUUGAUUCAUAAAUUAAGCAUUGCAGAUGCUACUCACAGUCAGUUGGUUAAGUCUCUUCCUCGUGAUCUGACCAAGUUUGACCAGCUUAAUGAAAUUUUGGAUACAGUUGCUGUGUAUUCCAAUCCCUCUGGUUUUAACCAGGGGACUUAUUCACUACAAUGGACAUUUUGGAAGGAACUGGAUUUGUACUACCAUCGUUGGAACUCAAGGGAUUUACAAGCUGCUGAAGAAAGAUACUUGCGUUUUCGUGGCAUAUCUGCCUUGACCAGUCAGCUACCCAGGUGGACCAAGAUUUAUCCCCCUUUCAGAGGUUUAGCUAGAAUAGGUACUUGUAAAACUGUCCUCCAAAUAGUUCGUGCAGUGCUAUUUUAUGCUGUAUUUUCUGAUAAAUCGACUGAUUCGCGAGCACCUGAUGGGGUCCUCUUAACUGCAUUGCACUUGCUCUCAUUAGCCUUGGACGUAUGUUCUCAACAUAAAGAAUCCGACAACGAUUCUUGUUUUGAUGGACAUUUCAUUCCAGUGCUUGCUUUUGCUUGUGAAGAUAUUAAUGGACUCUAUUUUGAGGCUGGUCAACAGAGCUUGUUGUCACUUCUUGUUAUUUUGAUGAGGAUGUAUUCGAGAGAGGGGUUAGAUAAUUCAGAAGAUGGAAGUUUCAACCUUUCUUCUUUAAUUGGAAACCUACUGAAGAAGUUUGCGGUAAUUGAUUGUGGAUGUAUGACCAAAUUGCAAGCACUUGCACCUGAGUUGGUUAGUCAUGUAACUCUUUCAAAUAGUGAUACAGUUGCUACAGGUGCAGCUUCUGAGUCUGAGAAGCGAAAGGCAAAAGCCAGAGAGAGACAGGCCGCCAUAUUGGAAAAAAUGAGAGCUGAGCAAUCAAAGUUUUUAAGUAGCAUUGAUUCCUCUGUGGAUGAUGGUCCAGAAGUUGAACAAAAGGAUGUUGACUCUGAUGUGGAAGAUGAUUUAGAAGAGCCUGCACAAGUUGUUUGCUCGCUCUGCCAUGAUCCGAAUUCCAAGAGUCCUUUAUCCUUCUUGGUUCUUCUUCAAAAAUCUAGGCUUUUGAGUUUCAUUGAUAGAGGUCCUCUAUCAUGGGAACAACCUCGCUCUGCAGACAAAGAGCAUGUUCCUAAAACCAAAGAUGAGGUGAUUGAUCAAUUUGGUAGCCAAUUGUUUAGUGGUUCAGGAAUGGUUUCAUCCUCCCAUGUGAGACAGUUAGAACACCACAACAGAAAGAAGGUGACGGGUCAAUCUGGAACAAAUACACUGUCAAGUGGUUCAGGAGUGGUAUUACCUCGUCAUCUAAGGCAGUUGGUUGAGAAGGCAGUCACUGAGUUUUCCCGACACGGGAGACCUAGGGAUGUUGAUGCUUUUGUAGAGGUUCUGAAGGGCCGGUUCCAUAAUUUAAGGAAUAUCCAAUUGCCAUGUGAAUCAAAUGAUGAAAGGGAGAGUACUUCAUAUUCCUUUGAGACAAUGGAAGAAGAUAUGUAUGUCUCCAUCCGAAGAGAAUUGCAUGAUAAACUGAAGUGUUCAUCUGCCGAAGGGGAUCGAGAGAAUAUAGAGCAUACUGCAUUUAUGUUACUUGGAAACUACAUAGCUGCUCUUUCUAGAGAGAGAACAGAAGAUCCUUCAUCAUCGGAAAGUGCUCCGAAUGAUAAUGGGCCAAUGGAAUGUUCUCGCAUGUCAGCAUAUGAUGGAUUUGGCCCUGCAGACUCUGACGGAAUUUAUCUUUCUUCCUGUGGGCAUGCCGUGCAUCAGGAAUGUCUGGAUCGUUAUUUGUCUUCCCUGAAAGAAAGGUAUCUCAGGAGAAUUGUCUUUGAAGGAGGACAUAUUGUAGAUCCAGAUAAGGGUGAAUUUCUUUGCCCUGUAUGCCGUCGACUUGCAAAUUCUGUAUUGCCUACAUUACCACGUGAGUUGCAGAAGGUUUGUAAGGAGCUGAUGGAUUCAGGUGUUAGUUCAGCACAUUUCACUAGCCCAUCUUGCGAACUGAGAGAAGGAAUUAGUUCCCUCAAGCAAGGCUUGGCUCUCUUGCAAUCUGCAGCAAAUGCAGCUGGUAAGGUUGACACACUCAAAGGUUUCCCCCUGCGUAGAUAUGAACAAAGGAGCCCAAAUCUUGAACCAAUCUCAUGUCUGCUCUCUAAGAUGUAUUUUCCUAAUGAUCUGGAUAAGAUAUUAGGGUCUGACAGGGUCAGCCACCCAAUGCUUUUGUGGGACUUGACCAAGUACUCCCUAUUGUCGAUGGAGAUUGCUUCUCGUUCUGGGGGGAAAUAUGCGGCACCAAGCUACAGCCUUAAUGUCUUGUAUAAGGAACUUGAAUCCUCGAGCAGAUUCAUUUUGUCCUUAUUGCUGAAACUUGUCCAAAACACGUGUAAGAAUUCUCUUCAUGUGCUUCAGAGAUUUAUAGCACUUCAGUGCUUUGCAGAAUCUACGUGCUUUGCGGAAUCCCAUACAUCUGGACAAGGUGUUAUGCUGCGUCUCUUGGAACACGUUGAUAAUCCAAUAGCAUAUCCUGAUAUCCAGUUCUGGAGUCGAGCUUCUGACCCUGUGCUUUCCCGUGAUCCUUUUUCUUCAUUGAUGUGGGUUCUAUUUUGUCUCCCAUACCGAUUUUUAUCAUGUGAAGAUUCCUUGCUAUCUCUGGUGCACGUUUUUUAUGUUGUCUCUGUGGUUCAGGGUAUUACUACAUAUUUGGGGAAAAAUCAAAGCGACAUUAGUGGAUUGGGUGUUAGUGAUUGUCUGAUUACUGACAUCAGCAAGCUUAUGGGAGAAUCUGGAUCUGCUCACCAAUAUUUUGCAUCGAAUUAUAUAGAUUCUUCUUCCAAUAUUAAGAAUAUAGUUCGUAGCUUGAGUUUCCCUUAUUUGCGGAGGUGUGCAUUGCUGUUGAAGCUACUCCAAUCCUAUGCCCAAGUGCCAUUCUGUGAAAGGUAUAACGCGUUGGAUAGAUCACGUGCCUUCAGUGAUGCAAUCGAUACCACUUAUGUGCCACUGGUCGAGCUUAAUGAAGUUCAAGAGAUAGAAACCUUGCUCAAGAUUCCUAAUUUGGAUGUUAUUCUCAAGGAUGAAGUGGUGCGUUCGUUAGCUCAGAAGUGGUACUGUCAUUUUGGCAAAGAGUUUGAGGACAAAAGGUUUCAAGGCACUAUACACUGCAACCCAGCAGUUCCAUUCCAGCUGAUGCGUCUGCCCCGAGUAUACCAGGAUCUAUUGCAGCGGUAUAUAAAGCAGCGGUGUCGUGAUUGCAAUAACAUACUUGAUGAACCUGCAUUGUGCCUACUUUGUGGUAGGUUAUGCUCUCCAAGCUGGAAGUCAUGCUGCAGGGAAAGUGGAUGCCAAGCUCAUGCAGUGGCUUGUGGUUCGGGUACUGGGGUCUUUCUAUUGAUCAGGAGAACAACAAUACUGCUGCAAAGAUCUGCACGGCAGGCUCCCUGGCCAUCACCUUACUUGGAUUCCUUUGGUGAAGAGGACAUUGAAAUGUGCAGAGGAAAGCCACUAUUCUUAAAUGAGGAACGUUAUGCAGCUUUAACUUAUUUGGUUGCUUCUCAUGGCCUUGAUCGUAGUUCGAAGGUGCUUGGGCAAACUACCAUGGGUUCUUUCUUCAUGGUUUAGUUUGGAUUAUAAGAUUGAUGUCAACGGAAAGGCAAGUUAACAGCAGGGAAUAUCCAAUACCCACAAUCAAUCUGAAUCAUUGGGAUUUGUACUGUAUAGAUAUGGGUAGUAGUUUCCUUUGCUGAGUGAAAACUUGAUCCGACAGCAGUCUAGGCUAUUAGCCAAGAUGUUCCAUCUUGUUUCAAGGUUGUACAGUUCAAUAUGAUGCCGGAAUCUGAAGCAUGGAAUCAUGGAUGCAUACUUCAAGCUCUCCUUCACUGGAUUUUGGAGUAACCAUCAAACUGUUGUACAUAUAUAUAUAUAUUAACAAUAUAUACAAAUAUAUUGUAACACUAGGCAUGACCACUGCUUGGAGCCUUGGUGAGUAAAGUAGUGGCACCUGUAAUGCUUUGCUUGUAGGAAUUCUCACGUUGUGAUGUUACAUGGUCUUUAUCGCAUUGUUUUUCCAUUCAAUAGAUUUGAGAAAAGCAACAGAGAAGGGUUCAGAGUUCUGAAUCUGUUUCAAAUU